CCCACGACAAACUUAUUAAUUUACAGCCAUUCGCAAACGAAACUUCGUUCACGGGUUUCAUAUUGAUGAAGUGCUAUUUUAUACGCGCAUUCGUAUUGUAACCAUAAUUUUUGUGGACCUUUUUUUUUUAAUUCGUAUUCAAUAAAUUCAGCUGAGUUAUAAUCGGGUAGUUCUUUUUUUCAUUUUUACCCUUAUUUAUAAUUAUUUGCGUUUUGGGCUGAAUUUUGAUUACUUGCGAAUGGCUGUGAGAGGUUAACACCACAAGAGUCUCGUCUAAAUAACUUUUAAAAAUUUACAAUCACAAACAUCGAUUUCUAAGCAAUACACGCAAUGCCUCCUGAAAAUCAACUAUCCAGCAUCAAUGAAAAUUCGGUUUUCCUAAUGGAAAGAAGAGAGGUCCCGAUUGAUUUUGAAUUCGUAACAAGAAACGAAUGGAAAGCUAGGGACCCCGUACACAUUGAAAAAAUGAAAAACCCUGUACCAUACGUUAUCAUUCACCAUAGUUACAUACCCAAAGCGUGCAAUACCUCGGACCACUGCAUAGAAGCCAUGCUUCGGAUGCAAUCGAUGCACAUUGAUACCAAUAAAUGGAACGACAUCGGGUACAGCUUCGCGGUAGGCGGUGACGGGAAAGUGUAUGAAGGUAGAGGGUGGUCUCGUGUAGGGGCGCACGCGCCCACUUACAACAACAAAAGCAUCGGAAUUUGCAUUAUAGGAGAUUGGUCGGACGAUUUGCCCCCAGAAAACCAACUGGAAACGGUACAUAAACUCAUUCAGUAUGGCGUUGACUUGGGCAUGAUUCAGAGAAACUACUCACUUUUCGGUCACCGCCAGGUCCGCGAAGGCACCGAGUGUCCUGGCGAAGCUCUCUUCGAAGAAAUCAACAACUGGGCUCACUUCUGUGCAAUCGCCCCUUACGUUUAUCCAGACAAAAGCAAUAACAUAAACCGAUAAAUAAUUUAAUGUACAAAACGGCAUUUCUAAAACCAAGUUCCUUUUACCAAAAAAAGAAGUGCUUCAACAUACGUACAAGUGAAAAUACAAUGACAGGAUAUUCGGUUUUAAAUUACGUAAGACAGAUUCGAUAAAUUUUACACAUUUUAUCUAAUUUAUGAAAAUUUUUCAAAUAAUUAAAUAAAAACGCACGUAUUAAUAAACCUGUAUCUAAAAGCAAUCGGGAACAUUUAAAUAAUAGUGUUAGUUGUAGUCAUCAGUAACAGCAACAAUGUGAUCAAUAAAGUUCCUUUUAUAAUAAAGACAAAAUAUAAAAAUAA
Agrilus planipennis (emerald ash borer) is the source of this 1274-nucleotide messenger RNA. RefSeq names its product peptidoglycan-recognition protein LB (gene PGRP-LB). Bases 331 to 954 code for a protein of 207 amino acids. Gene Ontology annotation, molecular function: peptidoglycan binding; zinc ion binding; N-acetylmuramoyl-L-alanine amidase activity. The transcript is spliced from 4 exons. Lineage: Eukaryota; Metazoa; Arthropoda; Insecta; Coleoptera; Buprestidae. The record is from RefSeq and is a predicted model, not a curated record. Gene Ontology annotation, biological process: innate immune response; peptidoglycan catabolic process.